UCCCCUCCCUCGCCGGCCCGGCCCCGCACGGCCCCGCACGGCACGGGGGGUUGCCAUGACGAGCGUUUUCUCCCGUUAGCACCGGGACCGCUCCCCUCCAGCCCAUGGCCAGUCGCGGGGGCUCCGCCGCCAACCGGGCGCCGUGGGACCGGACCCGCUCCAGUUGCUGUGGUAUCCAGGGAGCCCUCCUCCUCCUCCUCCUCCUCCUCCUCCUCCUCCCGCUGCAGGAGCUGCACGCCGGGCGUUGCUAAGGUCGCCUCCGCGGUAACAUGCACAUCCUGUUUACACCUUCAUCCCGACAAGUUGGGCUCGGAUAGAGCCGCCCGUUCCCCCCGGGAAGCCCCCAGGGAAGGAGCCACACGGAGCAUCCCCCCACCGGAGCCGCCGGAGCCGCCGGAGCCGCGAGCCAGGCCGCCCCAGGAGCGCCGCGCCGGUGGCGCCGGAGCCGCGACAAGAUGACCAACAACGUGGCCGACCACCACCCCGGGAACUCGGUGGCCGAGGGCAACCAUGAGGGGGACUUUGGGUGCUCCUUGGUGGAGCUCAGGAACCUCAUGGAGCUGAGGAGCGCCGAGGCCGUGGCCCGGCUCAACGACUCCUAUGGCGGCGUCCAGAACGUCUGCAAGAGGUUGAAGACGUCGCCGGUCGAAGGCCUGUCCGGGAACCCCACGGACCUGGAGAAGCGGCGCCAGGUCUUCGGCCAGAACUUCAUCCCCCCGAAGAAGGCCAAGACGUUCCUGCAGCUGGUGUGGGAGGCGCUGCAGGACGUGACGCUCAUCAUCCUGGAGAUCGCCGCCAUCAUCUCCCUGGGGCUCUCCUUCUACCACCCCCCGGGCGGGGACAACGAGCUGUGCGGGCAGUCCACGGGCGGCGUGGAGGACGAGGGCGAGUCGCAGGCGGGCUGGAUCGAGGGCGCUGCCAUCCUCUUCUCCGUCAUCAUCGUGGUGCUGGUGACGGCCUUCAACGACUGGAGCAAGGAGAAGCAGUUCCGGGGCCUCCAGAGCCGCAUCGAGCAGGAGCAGAAGUUCACGGUGAUCCGCAAGGGCCAGGUGAUCCAGAUCCCCGUGGCCGAGAUCGUGGUGGGGGACAUCGCCCAGAUCAAGUACGGUGAUCUCCUGCCAGCAGACGGGAUCCUGAUCCAGGGCAAUGACCUGAAGAUAGAUGAGAGCUCGCUGACAGGGGAGUCAGACCAGGUGAAGAAAUCCAUGGAUAAAGACCCCAUGCUGCUGUCAGGUACCCACGUGAUGGAGGGCUCGGGCAGGAUGGUGGUGACUGCCGUGGGCAUCAACUCCCAGACGGGGAUCAUCUUCACCCUCUUGGGAGCAGGAGAAGGGGACGAGGAGAAGAAAGUGAAGAAAGGUAAAAAAAGCGGAGCCCCCGAAAACCGCAACAAAGCUAAAACUCAGGAUGGUGUGGCCUUAGAGAUCCAGCCCCUGAAGAGCCAGGAGGGGGUGGAGAACGAGGAGAAGGAGAAGAAGAAGGUGAAGGUGCCCAAGAAGGAGAAGUCGGUGCUGCAGGGGAAGCUCACGCGCCUGGCGGUGCAGAUCGGGAAGGCAGGGCUGAUCAUGUCGGCCAUCACCGUCAUCAUCUUGGUGCUCUACUUCGUCAUCGACACCUUCGGGGUGCAGGGCCGGCCCUGGCUGGCCGAGUGCACCCCCAUCUACAUCCAGUACUUCGUCAAGUUCUUCAUCAUCGGCGUCACCGUGCUGGUGGUGGCCGUGCCCGAGGGGCUCCCGCUGGCCGUCACCAUCUCGCUGGCCUACUCCGUCAAGAAAAUGAUGAAGGACAACAACCUGGUGAGGCACCUGGACGCCUGCGAGACCAUGGGCAACGCCACGGCCAUCUGCUCGGACAAGACGGGCACGCUGACCAUGAACCGCAUGACCGUGGUGCAGGCCUACGUGGGGGACACCCACUACCGCCAGAUCCCCGACCCCGAGGCCAUCCUGCCCAAAAUCCUGGACCUCAUCGUCCACGGCGUGGCCAUCAACUCUGCCUACACCUCCAAAAUCCUGCCGCCGGAGAAGGAAGGGGGCCUGCCCCGCCAGGUGGGCAACAAGACCGAGUGUGCCCUGCUGGGCUUCGUGCUGGACCUGAAGCAGGACUACCAGGCCGUGCGCAACGAGGUGCCCGAGGAGAAGCUCUACAAGGUCUACACCUUCAACUCCGUGCGCAAGUCCAUGAGCACCGUGCUGAGGAACAGCGGCGGCGGCUUCCGCAUGUACAGCAAGGGCGCCUCCGAGAUCAUCCUGCGCAAGUGCACCAAGAUCCUGGACAAGAACGGCGAGCCGCGGGUGUUCAAGGUGAAGGACAGGGACGAGAUGGUGAAGAAGGUGAUCGAGCCCAUGGCCUGCCACGGGCUCAGGACCAUCUGCCUGGCAUUCCGGGAUUUCCCUGCGGAGCCGGAGCCCGACUGGGACAGCGAGAACGAGAUCCUGUCUGAGCUGACCUGCAUCGCUGUGGUGGGGAUCGAGGAUCCCGUACGGCCCGAGGUGCCCGACGCCAUCCUGAAGUGCCAGCGCGCGGGCAUCACCGUCCGCAUGGUGACAGGGGACAACAUCAACACCGCCCGCGCCAUCGCCACCAAGUGUGGCAUCCUGCUGCCCGGGGAGGACUUCCUGUGCCUGGAGGGGAAGGAGUUCAACCGCCUCAUCCGCAACGAGAAGGGAGAGGUGGAGCAGGAGCAGCUGGACAAGAUCUGGCCCAAGCUGCGGGUGCUGGCGCGCUCCUCGCCCACGGACAAGCACACCCUGGUGAAAGGAAUCAUCGACAGCACCGUGGGUGACCAGAGGCAGGUGGUGGCUGUGACGGGGGACGGCACCAACGACGGCCCAGCCCUGAAGAAAGCAGACGUUGGGUUUGCCAUGGGCAUCGCGGGCACGGACGUGGCCAAGGAGGCCUCGGACAUCAUCCUGACGGACGACAACUUCACCAGCAUCGUCAAGGCCGUCAUGUGGGGCCGCAACGUCUACGACAGCAUCUCCAAGUUCCUGCAGUUCCAGCUGACCGUCAACGUGGUGGCCGUCAUCGUGGCCUUCACCGGCGCCUGCAUCACCCAGGACUCCCCGCUGAAGGCCGUGCAGAUGCUGUGGGUGAACCUGAUCAUGGACACGUUUGCCUCGCUGGCGCUGGCCACGGAGCCGCCGUCGGAGUCGCUGCUGCUGCGCAAACCCUACGGGCGCAACAAGCCGCUCAUCUCCCGCACCAUGAUGAAAAACAUCCUGGGCCACGCCGUCUACCAGCUCACCAUCAUCUUCACCCUGCUCUUCGCCGGGGAGCAGUUUUUCGACAUCGACAGCGGCCGGAACGCGCCCCUGCACUCCCCCCCCACGGAGCACUACACCAUCGUCUUCAACACCUUCGUGAUGAUGCAGCUCUUCAACGAGAUCAACGCCCGCAAGAUCCACGGCGAGAGGAACGUCUUCGAGGGCGUCUACCGCAACCCCAUCUUCUGCAGCGUGGUGCUGGGCACCUUCUUCGCCCAGAUCAUCAUUGUGGAGUUUGGUGGGAAGCCCUUCAGCUGCUCCGGGCUCACCCUGAGCCAGUGGUUCUGGUGCAUCUUCAUCGGAGUGGGAGAGCUCCUGUGGGGCCAGCUGAUCUGCACCGUCCCAACGAGCCACCUGAAGUUCCUGAAGGAAGCCGGGCACGGCAUCACCAAGGAGGAGAUCCCCGAGGAGGAGCUGCCCGAGGACGUGGACGAGAUCGACCACGCUGAGAUGGAGCUGCGGCGGGGGCAGAUCCUGUGGUUCCGGGGGCUCAACAGGAUCCAGACCCAGAUGGACGUAGUUUACACAUUCCAGACCGGCGCCUCCUCUUUGCAGGGAGCCCUCAGGAGACAGCCUUCCAUCGUGAGCCAGCACCACGAUGUAAAAAAUGUUUCUAGCCCAACCCAUGUAGCUCUUUCCUCCGUCAAUUCCACUCCCACCACUUCUGCUGUUGCUGCUGCUGCUGCAUCUCCUCCUGCGGGCAAUCAAAGUGGUGAAUGCGUUCCGUAGCUCCCUCUACGAAGGCCUCGAGAAACCCGAAUCCAGAAGCUCCAUCCAUAACUUCAUGACUCACCCCGAGUUCAUCCUGGAGGAAGACGAGCCUCGGACACCAUUCCUGGACGGCACCGAAGACGAGCCCGAGCCUGAGGGACUCCAAAAGCGAGGUGGGGGCAGCCUGGGGGGCUCCACGGCCCUCAACAGGAACAACAACGCCGUGGACAGCCAGUUCAGCUUCCCCGAGCCCGGGAGCCCCUUCCACAGCCUGGAGACCUCUGUUUGACCCUAGAACUUGGAAUUCCCCCUCCUCCUCCUCCUCCUCCUCUUCCUCAUCCUCAUCCACCUCAACCCUGUGUGAUGCCAGCAGCAGUAACUGGUCACACACGCUGCGGUCACUCCGUGUCAAACUGCUCAUGCCUGUAUCAUCAUCUGGGUUUUUGGGGGUUUUUUGGGGGGUUUGGGGGGGUGUUCAUCUGUUUUUUGGGGUUUUUUUUUAUUUUGUUUUUUUUAUUUUUUUUUUUUUACCGUUAUUUAGCAGUGGGAAGCAGAGUACCACCACGCUGGGUGUUGGGAGAGAGGCUAAGCCAAAAAAAAAACAACAAAAAAAACCACCAAUUGUGCAUCUCCAUCCCUGAUUUUCCGUGGUACUCACCCAGGGGAAGCUGCAGCUUCUUUCCUCUCCAAGAGUUGGGCUCCAGGCACCUGGAGCCAGGGGGUUUCACUUUGGAAAAAUGCAUGUUCCAAGGAAAUUCAAAUUGUUGUAGUCUUACACGCCCUCAGCCCAAAGGCUGGGGGUGCACUUGUGACUUGAUUUUUUUUUUUUUUUUUUUUUGUGUGUGUGGUUUUUUGGGUUUUUUUCCCACACGUGAUUUUUUGGGGUUUUUUUUUCCUUCUAACGUUGGGGUUUGCUCUUUGCUUGUGGGAUUUUCCCCCCAGUGGGAAGUGGGGAGGGGCAGUCACUGCUCCAGUGUGAAAAUUAAGGAAUAAACUAAAAAAAUCCCAGCCAGGGGAAGGUGUUUACUCCAAGGUUCAGAGAUCCAGGGAUGCCCACCAGUCUUCCAGCUUUGAAAAAUGGCACCUGGGCUUUUUCCAGCUCUGCCUCUGUGGGUGCCCACACGUUUUCCUCUCUCUGUUUCCAAACCGGGAGAUGAGAAAUGAAUGUGGGGCUUGGCUCUAACCUCGCUGGAGGGGAGAGAUUCUGAUUUUCCUGCAAAAGUGGAGGUGAAACUGCCAGGGAAAAGGUGAGGAAAGCCCCCCCGUGUGAGGGAUGCAGCUUCUUCCUGAGGAAUUCUCUAGGAAUUCUCUUCUCCUGCUUUGGGAGAGGCCUCUCUGCUGCUCUUGCUCGGGGAGGGAACUCUUGGGGUGAGGAUUUUUGCAGCUCUCCCGCUCCUGCCCUCCAGAGCAGAUGGAUUUUUGCCUUUUUUCCUCUGUGUUUUUGGGGUCCAGCCCCCCUCAGCCCCGCAGUGAUCCGGGAGGAGGCUCCAGCCCUGCCCAAAAGCUGUGGGAGGCUGAGUGGAGGAUGCUGAGGAUGCUCCUGGAUCCUGGGAGGGAUCCCAGAUUUUCCCAGAUUUUGGCUUGGAUGGCUGCAGGGCUCCCAGAGAAGCUGCUGCUGGAGAAGCUGCAGCUCGCUUUGGCUGCAUUUUUUUGGAGUUCAUGUCCUCCCCUCGAGCCUUGGGAGAGUCCCUUUUCCUUGGAGUUGCCUCUGGAUUGUCCCUCUGGAGCAGCAGGCAGGGCUUGGGAGGCUCUGCCACCUCCCUGCCCUGCUCCAGCCCCUCUGGCUGGCUCUGGAGCAGAGAGGAGGAGCUGGAAGCGAGGUCGUUCCCACCCCUGGAUGGGAAAACCCUGGAAUUGCAAGGGAUGGGAUUCCCAGGGAUGGGAUUCCAAAGGAUGGGAUCCAAACCCUGGGAUUUCAAACCUUGGGAUUUCAAACCCUGGGUUCCAAACCCUGGGAUUUCAAACCCUGGGAUUUCAAAUCCUGGGAUCCAAACCCUGGGAUUCCAAACCCUGGGAUGCAAACCCUGGGAUUUCAAACCCUGGGAUUUCAAACCCUGGGAUUUCAAACCCUGGGAUUCCAAACCCUGCGAUUCCAAACCUUAGGAUCCAAACCCUGGGAUCCAAACCCUGGGAUUCCAAACCCUGGGAUCCAAACCCUGCGGAUCCAAACCCUGGGAUUUCAAACCCUGGGAUUUCAAACCCUGGGAUUCCAAACCCUGGGAUCCAAACCCUGGGAUUCCAAACCCUGGGAUCCAAACCCUGGGAUUUCAAAUCCUGGAUUUCAAACACUGAGAUUUCAAACCCUGGGAUCCAAACCCUGGGAUUUCAAACCUUGGGAAUUCAAACCCUGGGAUGCAAACCCUGGGAUCCAAACCCUGGGAUUUCAAACCUUAGGAUCCAAACCCUGGGAUACCAAACCCUGGGAUCCAAACCCUGAGAUUCCAAACCCUGAGAUUUCAAACCCUGGGAUUCCAAACCCUGCGAUUCCAAACCUUGGGAUUCCAAACCCUGGGAUUUCAAACCCUGGGAUGCAAACCCUGGGAUUCCAAAUCCUGGGAUUUCAAAGCCUGAGAAUUCAAACCCUGCAAUUCCAAAGGCUGAGUAAGGGUUGUUUUUUUUAUUUUUUUGGGAAAGGUUUUGGCUCUGGCUGGGUUCUGCUCCUGCCCCGUCCCACCAGGAGCUCCCAGCGGAAUCUCCCGUGCCUUGUCCGAGCACUGCCUGCAGCACCUCCUGCCACGCCAGGCCCAGAUUUAACCUUUGCCAAGAUUUUUAAGUGUUCCUUAAAUAAAACCACAAACACAAACCAAGUGUCUUCGCUUCGCCCCCGGCACCGCCGCGGCCUGGGAGGAGGAGGAGGAGGAGGAGGAGGAGGAAGGAGCAGCUCGCUCCUGCUGAGGAGAAGAUUUUUAUCCCAAAAAUCCCAAAUUAUACCCCAAAUUUCCCUGGUGCUGGCCAGCUGGGCUUUGUUCACUGCCAACAGCAAGAAGAAAUUGCCACCACUGCCCGUCCCCAGUGCAAAUUCAGUGUCCACCCCAUGCCCGGCUCCUCCUUCCCCCCAAAAAUAACCCAGGGGAGCGAGGGGAUUUUGGGUUAAACAACAAAAGCAAACCCCAAACGAGGGGUGGUUGUGGGGUUUUGGUUCUGUGCUAAAGGUGACGUUGCUUUAAAAAAAAAAAAAAAAAUUCACUUUUUCUAUUUUAAAUACUUGCAAAAAAGCCAAAAAAAAAUAUAUAUGGUGUUCUUACAAGCUUACUAAAUAUUUAUUAAAUACUUUUUUGGGGGGAUGCACCGAUUUUUUUUUUUCUUUUUGAUAUUUUUUUUUAAUACCUCAGACCUGUUGAAAAAAUAGAAAUUUAAAAACAAAAAAAAAAAAAAGAAGACUCAAACCAACAACAACUUCAAACCAACUUUGGAGGCUCUCAAAGUCACUCCCAAAAAAUCUGUGACUUGGCAGGGUUUGCCACAAAGGGUCUGGUCGUUCCUUUAGUUUGCUCUAUUUUUGUUGUUCUAGUUGCCAUUUUAAGAGUGGGUGGGGAGGGAAGGGAGGGAGAAAUAAUGCUAUAUAUAAAUAUUAUGCAAAAAAAAAAAAAAAAAAAAAGAAAAAGAAAAAAAAUCUAGUUUUCUUUAGCUCAGAAACUGAUAUUUUUACGUCAGCCAUAUGUAUUUUGUUUAAAGAAAAUAAAGAACUAUCGAGUCCCGCCGCUGCCUGAGGGCAGUUGCAAGGGACACUUUAAUUAAUUCCGUGGAUUAAUUAAUUCAGCCAUCGGAUGCCAGUCAGCUUCCUUUUCUCUGAGCAGCCAUCUUUCUACUAGCCGUGAGUUGGAUGACACAAAUGGCUUGUUUUUUUUAUAUAAAUAUCUAUAAAUUAUGUUGGUGUAUGGCUGGUUGCUUCAAGUAUAAAUGUUUCUUGUGCAGAUUUCCUGUAAAGUUUUGUUUUUUUGGGGUUCAGUUUCAGUGAUAUCCUGGCAGCAGCUGACUCUUGGCUUAAGUUAUUGAGGACAUUACACAAAAAAACAACAAAAAAAAUAUAUAUAGGGGAGAUUGGUGCUCCAAAAAAAACAAAAAUAAAAACAAAAAAACAAAAGGCAUGGUCAGCGGGCAGCACGGACUUUUGGGGACUUUCUGCAACAUGCCUUGACUAGGGGGAGAUAUAAAUAUCCAUAUAAAUAUAUAUUAUAAUGAAUAAUUUUUGGGUUUUUUCUUUUUUUUUUGCUUUGUUUGAACUGCCACGAGCGCGCGCGGAGCAGGGGAGGGCCGGGACCCAAAGCCACCCCCUCCCUCCUCCUUGUGAUCAACUUGUGCUUUGUUAUUAAAACACUCUGAACAUCCUUCUGCAUCCAGUUCUUGCUCCCAGCAGGGCGGAUUUUCCCAUUUUUUCCGUGGAUUUUCCCAUUUUUUCCGUGGAUUUUCCGUGGAAUUGGCGGAUCGGUACCAAAGACGUCGCGGGCUGGCCAAGCAGCUCUCGAGGCGUUCUCCUGCUGAGGUUUUUAUCAUCAAGGGGGUGGGGAGGGAGGUUUAAUUUCAUUUUUUUUAUUUUUCCCCAAGUUUUCCGUGCAAUAAAGUGAAAUUUCCCAACCGAUCUCGCGAAGGAAAUAAACCAAACCGCGUUUUUAGCAUGGGCGGCCCUUUCCUCCCCUCACGCUCUGGGCCAAUAAUCUCCUUUUUCCCACCCAAAAAGGGAUUUUGGCGUUUUUUCCUCUCACCCAAAAUGCCUCCUGCACCCCCAGAUCUCCACAUGGGAUGUGGGGGAACCUUUUCUUGCUUAUUUUCCACCCAAACAGGGAUUUUGCCACUUUCUUCCCUCACCCAAAAUCCUGCACCUCCAAAUCAUCCCUUGAAAACGAUGUGGGAAAUCCUUUUCUUGUUUAUUUUCCACCCAAACGGCGAUUUUGGCAUUUUCCCCCCACCCAAAAUCCUGCACCUCUCCAAAUCAUCCCUUGAAAAGGAUGUGGGAAAUCCUUUUCUUGUUUAUUUUCCACCCAAACGGGGAAUUUUUGCCACUUUCUUCCCUCACCCAAAAUGUUUCCUACCCCCCAAAUCUCCCUGUGGGAUGUGGGGAAUCCUUUUUCUGCUCUUUUUCUGCUCUUUUUCCACCCAAAUGGGCAUUUUGGCAUUUCCCCCCUCAACCAAAAUGCCUCUUGCACCUCUUUUCUCAUUAAUUUUCCAAUCCAAACGGGGAUUUUGCUGUUUUCCCCCCAUCCAAAAUGCUUCCAGCACCCCCAAAUCAUCCCCUUGGGAUCUGGGGAGUCCUUUUCUUGUUUAUUUUCCACCCAAACAGGGAUUUUGGUGUUUUCCCCCCUCACCCAAAAUGCCUCCUACACCCCCAAAUUAUCCUCUCAGGAUUUGGGGAAUCCUUUUCCCGUUAAUUUUUCACCCAAACGGGGAUUUUGGCAUUUUCCCCCCACCCAAAAUCCUGCAUCUCUCCAAAUCAUCCCUUGAAAAGGAUGUGGGAAAUCCUUUUCUUGUUUAUUUUCCACCCAAACGGGGAUUUGGGCACUUCUCCCCCUCACCCCAAAUUCCCCAAUUUCCCAAUUUCUCUCCCCAAAUUCCCCAAUUUUCAUCCAGCAAAGCCCACGGCUAAAACUGCCUUUAGUUUAUUUCCUCCCCUUCAAUAAAUAUAUAUAUAUAUACAGUCUGAACUCAACAUUUAUGUGUGUGUAUUUAUAUUUAUCCAACGUUCUCACACAACAACAAAAAAAACAACUUUCUUUUGAAGAGGGCAUGUGAAACUAAGUUUUUAUUUUUAUUUUUUUUUUCCCAGUAACUCAGUAUAAUAAGCACUGGUAUUUUUGUAUUAAAAAAGAAAAAAAAAACCCAAAAUACGAAACAAAAGACUGAAUAUUAUGUGGUAUGCAUGACAUUAAAAAAACAAAACAAUGGUGGUUUCAAAGCAAUAUGUACCCUGGUGUGUUUGCCAUAUCCUAGAGUCCAGCUUAAAGUGCACCUGAUCUGUAUUGCAUUUUGAUAUUAAUCUCUAUGUACAAUGUUUUGCAUGUAAUUUAUAUGGAUCUUGGGAGAAAAAAACAAAAAAAAAAGGAAAAAAAAGACCAACAAAACCAGAAUUUGAAUGAAUUGUGCGUUGGUUUCUUCUGAGCAAACAAACUCCAAGCAGAGAUGAAACUCCAAAGUGGAAGCAGCGGUUGAGGGGUGGGAAAAGAAGGUGCAGUAAAAUAAAAAUAAAAAUUAAAUUAAAUAAAGAGGGAGAAGGGGAACGGUUUGGAAUUAAUGAAGAUUUUUUUUGGCUGUUGAGCAGGAACGAUGCAUCCAGAGAAUAAAAUGUGCCCACGUGUAAA
Messenger RNA from Taeniopygia guttata (zebra finch), 10270 nucleotides. RefSeq names its product ATPase plasma membrane Ca2+ transporting 4 (gene ATP2B4). Gene Ontology annotation, molecular function: P-type calcium transporter activity; ATP hydrolysis activity; PDZ domain binding. Gene Ontology annotation, biological process: calcium ion transmembrane transport; regulation of cytosolic calcium ion concentration. Gene Ontology annotation, cellular component: intracellular membrane-bounded organelle; plasma membrane. The record is from RefSeq and is a predicted model, not a curated record. NCBI's taxonomy places the organism in Eukaryota, Metazoa, Chordata, Aves, Passeriformes, Estrildidae.